Molecule: messenger RNA, 1434 nt
Organism: Hevea brasiliensis (rubber tree)
Lineage: Eukaryota; Viridiplantae; Streptophyta; Magnoliopsida; Malpighiales; Euphorbiaceae
Exons: 1
Coding region: 302-1237 (311 amino acids)
Cellular component (GO): membrane
Source: RefSeq, a predicted model, not a curated record
CUCAAAUUGCACCUAUCGUAUAAGAGUACUACAUUCUAUGGAAAGCAAGACAGGAACUUUCCUUUCCCUCUUAACUUUCUUCUUCUUUUUUAAUCCACUGAAAGCUGUCUUUUCCCCAUCAUAAAUUUCCCUGAACAGUCUCAGCUUUCUUCUUUGCAACUCCUUUCUUGUUACUUAUCCACAGGAAGAGAAGUAGCUUCUCGGUGGAACUAUUUUCCAUAGAAAUCAUUCCCUUUUCCUUUAAUUUGCAAAACCACUCUAGUCCUGACCAGCUCCUUUUAUACCAAGUUCACAUUCUCACAUGGGCUUCCUCCUCUCUUUCUCCUUGAUAACUCUACUGUCCUUGGCAUCCAUUAGAAAUGAAGCUCAAGGGAUCAAAUCUGCCCGUCUUCUCGAUCUUGUCAUUAGAGAUUACACAUUCAAGUCCUAUGACAUAAACAACAAGACAGGUAUGAUACACACUGUACAUUUACCUGCAAACUUCUCCGGCAUCGAAGUGGAUACUGUGAAGUUCCGAUGUGGCAGUCUGAGGAGAUAUGGCGCUCAGGUAAAGGAAUUCCAUCUUGGUAUUGGUGUAAUUGUGGAGCCAUGUGUGCAAAGAGUCAUGGUAAUUAGACAAAAUUUAGGGCAUAACUGGUCUUCUAUAUAUUAUGCCUGCUUUGACUUGUCAGGAUAUCAGCUUGUGUCCCCCAUUUUAGGCCUUUUAGCAUAUAAUGAUGGUAGUGAUGUGAAUUUUAGCAAUCCUGUCGAGCUUGGAAUCCAUGCUGGAGAAAAACCAAUCACUAUAGACUUUACCAAUACAACCAGUAUAGCCCACCCAUCAGGAAUUAGGCCACUCUGUGCUAGUUUUGAAAAUGACGGCAAGGUGAAACUGAAAACCCCAGCAUCGCAUAAUAUUUGUGUAGUCACAAGGCGUGGACAUUAUGGUUUGGUGAUCGAAUCGCCCCCACCAUCAGCAGGAGCACCAGGGCAAGCAAGAAAGAAGAUCAGCCUAUGGAAAGUGGUGGUGGGGAGCACGGUUGGAACUGCCUUGGGCGUACUCCUUUUGGGUUUGCUUUUGGUGGCAAUGUUUGUUAAUGUAAAGAAGAAAGCAAAAAUGGAGGAGAUGGAAAGAAGAGCCUACGAAGAGGAAGCUCUGCAAGUGUCAAUGGUUGGCCAUGUGAGGGCACCUACAGCAACUGUUACUCGGACCACGCCUGCAAUUGAACAUGAGUAUAUACCUUAUCAUCCUUCUUGAAUUGUUCAUUUCUCAUUAUGAACAUCAUUCUUUUUGUAAUAAUGUUUUAAAACUAAACGAAUUCGUAUUAAUUUAAGAAGAAGGAUAGAAUCAACAGGUUUUUUUUUUUUUUAUUAGGAGCACAGAAACAGGACAAAUCUGUGUCACUCUGUUUUCCCUUUAAUUCCUUCAUUCCUUUUUGUAAACUGUCUAAUUUU